CGCUUACAACCCAACAAAUCCACCAACAUUCUCGACCCUCUCCUCCUCCUCUUCUCUCUCUCUCUCUCUCUCACAAAAUACUACGCAAAACUAACUCAGCCAUAUGAGGAGUUCCUUCUUCCUUCUCUUUAUCCACUUAUCAUCCUUCUCUGCUGGCUUUGCCGGAGCCGUUGGAACCUCCGGCGAUGAUGUGGCUCGGGGUACAAACCCAUUCACUCCUAAGGCAUUCUUGAUUCGGUAUUGGGAUAAGGAGAUCCGGAACGGCCUGCCUAAGCCGGAGUUCUUGCUCUCUAAGGCGUCCCCAUUGACCGCCGUGGACUCGGCGGCUUUUGCCAAGCUCGCCGCCAGCAACGCUCUUUCCACGCGCCUCCCGGAAUUUUGCUCCUCCGCGAAUCUACUCUGUUUUCCUGAUUUGGGUCAGAGCCUGGAGAAGCACUCUAAGGAUGUGAACUUUGCUGUGUACCGGAACAAGAACUUCACCAACUAUGGGACGGAUCGGCUCGGUGGGUUGGACUCGUUUAAGAACUAUUCCGAAGGGGAGAAUAUUCCGGUGAACGAUUUCAGGAGAUACAGCCGCGACUCCACAGGCCAUAAGGACAAUUUCCUCAGCUAUGCGAAUGAUGGCAACGUGGUCGACCAGGGCUUCCACACCUACGGCGCCGCAGCAACAGGCGGCGUCGGCGAGUUCAAGAAGUAUGCCGAUUCGACCAAUGUCCCCAAUCUCCAAUUCACCUCCUACUCUGAUGAUGCCAACGGGAGAGAGCAAUCGUUCACUAGCUACUCCGAGAACGGAAAUGCUGGGGGCCAAUCUUUCUCCAACUAUGGAAAACACGGGAAUGGGGCUGUGAGCGGUUUCUCAAGCUACGGGACGAACUCGAACGUCGCCGGGUCGGGAUUCUCGAAUUACGGUGAGACUGGGAAUGCCGGGAAUGAGACAUUCAAGAAUUACGGUGUGAAUAUGAACAAUCCCACCAACACCUUCAAGAACUACGCCGGCGGCGGCAAUGGAGCCACUGACAGUUUCGCUAAUUACAGAGACCAAGCCAAUGUCGGAGAGGAUUCAUUUCAAUCAUAUGCUAAGAGUGCAAACGCAGCUGAAGUCGAUUUCUCGAACUACGGCAAAUCCUUCAACGAAGGGACAGAUAAAUUCACCGGCUACGGGAAGGGAGCUAACGAGCAUAAAAUUGGGUUCAAAGGCUACGGAGUGAACAAUACCUUCAAGGACUACGCGAAAGACGGCGUCACAUUCACAGGCUACACCAAUGUGAGCACCGCUCUCAGUGCUUCCAUGGCAAAAUCUGGUUCUGCCAUCAACGGCAAUAUGGUAAAAAGGUGGGUGGAACCAGGUAAAUUCUUCCGCGAAUCGAUGCUGAAGCGAGGGACGGUGACGCCGUUCCCGGACAUCAGAGAUAAAAUGCCCAAGAGGUCGUUUCUUCCCCGAUCUAUCAUCUCCAAAUUACCAUUCUCGACCUCGAAAAUCUCAGAGCUGAAGCAGAUUUUCAAAGUGUCUGAUAAUUCCUCCAUGGACCAGAUCCUAUCGAGCUCCCUCAGCGAGUGCGAGAGGACUCCGAGCCCCGGCGAGACCAAACGCUGCGUCGGCUCCAUCGAGGACAUGAUCGACUUCGCGACGUCGGUGCUGGGGCGCAACGUCGUCGUUCGGACCACCCAGAACGUGAACGGGUCGAAGAAGAACGUGGUGGUGGGUCGGGUCCAGAAGAUAAACGGGGGCCAGGUCACCCAAUCCGUGUCGUGCCACCAGAGCCUCUUCCCUUACCUGCUCUACUACUGCCACUCCGUCCCCAAAGUUCGGGUCUACGAAGCGGAUCUAUUGGACCCGAAAAGCAAGGCCAAGAUCAACCACGGUGUUGCCAUCUGUCACCUGGAUACCACCGCGUGGAGCCCCACCCAUGGCGCGUUCCUCUCCCUCGGAUCGGGUCCAGGUCGGAUCGAAGUCUGCCACUGGAUCUUCGAGAAUGACAUGACCUGGACCAUCGCGGAUUGAGUUCGGGUUUGGCUGCUUCGUUCCUUCACAUGCCAUAGGCUAAGAAAAAACUUAGCAGGGGCAACGCUUGAAAUUUAAUUUAAAUCCCAAAUAUUUAAGUAAUUUUUAAUUAUUAUUAUUAUUAUUAUUAUUAUUAGUUUUCCAUAGAAAAGUAAGAAGUCAAGUGACGGGGGGGUAAUAUUUUACAUUAUUAUAUAUUUUCAUCAUAUAAUUGCUCAGAUGGUGAUCCUGCAUGAGCCUGGAUUUCUCUGUAAAAGUGUCAUCUCUCUCUCUCUCUCUCUCUGCCCUUUUUAAUUUUCAUUUUCCUUUUAUCUAAUGGGUUCCCUAAUAAUUGGAAUAAUGGGUUUGAUCAUAAUAUACAUUUUGAUGCA
Prosopis cineraria is the source of this 2373-nucleotide messenger RNA. RefSeq names its product polygalacturonase 1 beta-like protein 3. The transcript is spliced from 2 exons. NCBI's taxonomy places the organism in Eukaryota, Viridiplantae, Streptophyta, Magnoliopsida, Fabales, Fabaceae. The record is from RefSeq and is a predicted model, not a curated record. The coding region runs from base 104 to 2002 and encodes 632 amino acids.